This is a messenger RNA of Colletotrichum phormii, 1068 nucleotides long. RefSeq lists its product as uncharacterized. NCBI's taxonomy places the organism in Eukaryota, Fungi, Ascomycota, Sordariomycetes, Glomerellales, Glomerellaceae. The record is from RefSeq and is a predicted model, not a curated record. The transcript is spliced from 2 exons. The coding region runs from base 229 to 849 and encodes 206 amino acids.
CUUCUGCCGUUGAUCGACUCUGUGUUGUUGAUCCAUGGAUCCUCGCCCCUGGGAGGAGAGUCGUUCGAAACAUGAGUAUAUAUCCGGCAUCAUCCCGCUCUACAUCCUGGAUUCUCAUCAGCAUUCCAUCACGAUCAAAAGUCACAACAUUGCCUUGAUUCGCACAUCUCCCAGCCAUAUCCAGCCUUGAAUCUACUUCAGUCACCAAGAACAACUCCAACAGCCAAAAUGCAUUUCAACCGCGUCGCCUUGUCUUUUGCUGCCGUCGCCUUCGUCAAGGCCGACCUCCAACUCGACAACGAUGACAUUCCCACUCAGUGCCAGGCCGUCUGCCGCCCCAUCUACGACCUCGGCCAGGCCUGUGAGGUCAACGACGACCUCAUCAACAAUGACCUGACCGAGGAUCGUCUUGAGGCCCAGUGCGUCUGCACAAACAACAGCAUCAACGUCUCUCAGUACGCCGCGCUCUGCGCAAGCUGCAUGGACCAGAACGUCCAGGACAGAGAUGACUUGGAUGACAUCAACGACAUCCUGAGAACCUGCGGCUUCGCCAGCACCUCCUACGCCUCCACCGCAUCCUACGCUUCCACUACCCCGUCCGUCUCAGCGGCGCGCCCCACUAACUCGGCCCAACUCACAACCACCAUCACCCCCGGCGCCGUCGGCGGCGGAUCCUCUUCCCCGACUCAGACCUCCGCGUCCGGAUCCGGCAGCAACAACGGCGGCAGCACCACCACCCCGACCACGGCAGGCAGUCAGACUACCCAGACUCCCAAUGCUGCGGGUAUUGUGUCGCCUCAGGGUCUCGGCCUGAUUGGUGCCGCUGCCGUUGGCGCGCUCUUCUUGUAAAUUUGGGGAUGAGGGGGUUUUGAUGAAUAAUUUGGCUUUUUUCACGAACAUCAACAGGAAUGAAAUCUGCGUUACUGGAUCUGGAUUGCAUUUUAGGCGCUAUGGAACAUAUACCUUAGCAUUUACUGUCGUUUCAACUAUUUACCACUCAUAAGGAGUCUGAGUACUGUGUAAUCUCAAAGGUUUCUCGAAUAACAUCGAUCCUUGCAAGUUUUGAGC